AUGCCAUCUGGACCUCAAAAUCUCUUUCUGAUACUGGCAACAGGAGAAUUCCUAAUGGGAAUAUUGGGGAAUGGAUUCAUUGGACUAGUUAACUGCAUUGACUGGGUCAAGAGUCGAAAGAUCUCAUCAGUUGACUGCAUCCUCACCUGCCUGGCUAUCACCAGAAUCAGUUAUCUUUGGAUAAUACUACUUUAUUCAUUUGCAGUAGUGCUAUGGCCACAUCUACAUGACAUUCGUAAAACAUUAAGAUUUAUUAGUUUUUUUUGGACACUGACCAAUCACCUCGCUACUUGGUUUGCCACCUGUUUAAGUGUUUUCUACUUCCUCAAAAUACCCAAUUUCUCCCACCCCUGCUUAAUUUGGCUAAAGUGGAGAAUUAACAAAGUGCUACUGGUGCUUCUACUGGGGUCUUCGUUUAUACUGUUUUACAAUCUUCUAUCUAUAGGCUCAUUUCAUGGUUUAUGGAAUAAUGUUACUUUCAGAGAUGAAAGGAACUUGGCUUGGUCUUCAGAUGUAAGUAAAAUUCUGUAUUGUAACAGCUUGAUUUCUUUCAAUAUCACCUAUUUAAUUCCUUUCCUUCUGUCCCUGAUCUCAUUGCUCCUUUUGUAUCUCUCCUUGAAGAGACACACCAAGAAUUUGCAGCUCAACUCCAUGGGCUCUAAGGAUCUCAGCACAGAGGCACAUAAAAGGGCCAUGAAAAUGGUGAUGUCUUUCCUUCUCCUCUUCAUAGUUCACUGUUUAUCCACUCAUAUAGUGGGAUGGAUUUACCUUACAUCACAGAAAGAUGAAGCAAGUUUAUUUAUCAUGUUAAUAAUAACUGUUUUUCCUUCAGGCCACUCAUUUCUCCUAAUUUGGGAAAACAGAAAGCUGAGACAGACUGCCUUAAGAUUACUGAGGCAUCUUAAGGGCCACAUGAAAAGAGCAAAACCUUUAUCUUCAUAG
Molecule: messenger RNA, 942 nt
Organism: Choloepus didactylus (southern two-toed sloth)
Lineage: Eukaryota; Metazoa; Chordata; Mammalia; Pilosa; Megalonychidae
Gene: TAS2R42
Product: taste 2 receptor member 42
Exons: 1
Coding region: 1-942 (313 amino acids)
Biological process (GO): sensory perception of taste; detection of chemical stimulus involved in sensory perception of bitter taste; G protein-coupled receptor signaling pathway
Cellular component (GO): membrane
Molecular function (GO): G protein-coupled receptor activity
Source: RefSeq, a predicted model, not a curated record